CAACUAUGUCCUCUGAUGUUUACGUUUUUAGUUGCAAAAUGGGCUCCACAUUUAUGGGUCGUAUUCCCACGAAAGAAAAACAAGAAUAAUGCAUUGCCACAAUUUUUAGGUAACGGUAUGCAGCGGCAUGACUCAGAGCCGCUGUUUGGGGACGAUGUGUACCAGCUACUGCGGGAUGAUUCACUCCUGCUCCGUACUGGGUCCAACAACUUCGCGGCCCUGAUAGAGCCCGCAGAACCACCCGUGUCCCGCGAACAAGAGCAGAAUGACACCGGUCAUUUUCAACAGAUCCCCCAACAGCAACAGCAGCAGCACAUGCCUUUAACUCAGUCAACCACCAGUGACCAAGUUUUAGUAGUCAACAAUACGGAAAACAUGUUUUACCAAGUUUCCACUUCUCAGCAACAGCAGCAGUCUCAGGGUCAACAAACAUCAUCUGGGCAACGUGAAGAACAACAGCAACUAGAACAAAUAGACAUCCCCUGGAGCACAGUUGAUGACAAUGACGCGAUUACGCUUCCUACAAGUCAUGGGCAGAUCAGCCAGCAAGAACAAUUUUUGUUACCCAUGAAUAAUAUAUACCUGCCAGAUACAAGUACUCCUCCUCAAAGGGUCCCCUCCCUGAAACCAUGGCCUGGCCGAUACGAAUUUGCCAUCUCUAUUCCCACUGAUAAUAAGGACCGCAAUAAAUGGUGCUUCAGCGAGCUGCAGAAGAAGUUGUACAUGUGCCCUACUGUAGCUGUUCCUGUGAAUGUGAUGUUGAAGGAGUGGGUGGAGGCUUCUGUCAUAAUAACUCCAGUCUUCAAUGACAGUCGAUUUCGUAUGGAGCCAGUGAUGCGUUGCUACAAUUGCAAGAGCACACAAGCAUCUGAGCCAGAGUUAGCUGAACAUAUAGUCCAAGUAGAAGGGGAAGGCUGUGAGUAUGGCAUUGCACUUGAGCGAGCCAUUGAUGCCCUGCAGCCCCCACCACCUGGGGAAACUGCUUCUACGAUGCUUAUCAAACUCAUGUGCCUUACAUCCUGUGUUGGUGGUCCCAACAGAAGGCUAUUUGGCCUCAUAUUAACUCUUAAAAGCAAUAAUACUGGAGAGGAAAUCGGAAAUUUGAAUGUCAAAUGCUGCCGAUGUCCUUCUAGAGACUUGGCGAAUAGAAAGAUAAGACAUGCAAACAUUGGAUGCAACAGAUACAUGAUGGGAGUAAAAAGGAGGAGGACUAAUAUUAAGCUGGAGCCAGGAACUGGCUCACAGUUUGUGGAUGUUAAAGUACCUAGUCAGUUUGAGAACAAAGUGAAGAGUUACAUCAAUGUAUUGAUUCUUCACGAGUAUGCCAAAACCCAUCCAAGUAUGCUAAUGUAUCCAGAAGCUGGGGAAUUAUAGGUUUCAGAUUUGGCCACCUGUUACUUGAAAAAUUUGAAGAAGCAUACUGUAUACUGUAGUGGUUCUAGGACAUUAGUCACUGGUUUAGUAUAUAAACCCAAACUAACCAUGGCUUCAUUGCUCAAAAUAGAGACAUUAGCAUCUAAAUUUAAUGAAUAUACAGUUGCACGGUAUCCCAUAGGCCAGUGACGAAAUUUCCACCUAUUAUAAUGUAUGAACAAGCAACUUCCUCUUUUCUGUCUCGCUCUAUUUAAGUAUCAUACUGUAUGUAUUACUCAGUCUUUUAUAAUAUAUAAAUUCAUUGUUGAAGGAGUGCCAAUGCUUGGAGUAAGUUCAAUUUGUUUUACAAUUAUAAUCUUAAUUACAGUUUUCAUUUUUUUAAUGUUUUCUUUCCUGGUGUAACAAUAUGACUGUUAUAUGCAUUACUCAGUCUUAGAAUAUACACCCUCGCCUCACAAAUUCGUACUAAUUGGUAUCCCACCAAAUUUACUAAAUCUAAAUCUUUAUUGCUUCAUAAGCAUUAAAAAAUCGGGAAAAUAAACUAAAAAGCUAAAUCUGUGCAGCAUAAAUCUUAUGUUUCAUAAUUAUAAUUACCCCUCUAUUUAUGAACCCCUUAUUUGCAAAUUCACUAAUUCACAAAAAAUUUAUUGAAGAUUCGCUAUAGAAAUUCAUCUACCUGCAGGGAAGGGAGGGUGCCGUAGUAUCUUAAUAUUCUGGGUUUAAGGUGCUAUACAUUGCACCAUAGAGUAUCUAGUGCACCAAAAUUAAUAUUCAGCACUCACUGGUAAAAAAAUUUUCCUCCCAUUUGUGUCAGGCCACUGUAUGCAGAACAUCUCUUUUAUGGUAAAUCCAAUGAUGUAGACUUUAAUCUACAGUGCAUUUCCUUUUAUCCAAAUUCCAACUUUCUGAAUCUUCCAGGUAUUUGAACUUUUGUCCCUGUUCAGUAAAAAAUCAAAUUUAAUCAAACAAUCCAAACAUAACUGAAUUAAUUCAUUUGCGUGUCUGCCACCAGUAGCACUAUAACCGAUUUGUUAAAAAAAUGCGAUGAAA
This is a messenger RNA of Homarus americanus (American lobster), 2424 nucleotides long. RefSeq names its product tumor protein p73-like. Gene Ontology annotation, cellular component: nucleus. The record is from RefSeq and is a predicted model, not a curated record. Gene Ontology annotation, molecular function: DNA-binding transcription factor activity, RNA polymerase II-specific; RNA polymerase II cis-regulatory region sequence-specific DNA binding. Gene Ontology annotation, biological process: apoptotic process; regulation of transcription by RNA polymerase II. Lineage: Eukaryota; Metazoa; Arthropoda; Malacostraca; Decapoda; Nephropidae.